GUGACAUCGGACAGGUGUUCGGCGAGAGUUCAGUAGACCGCCGCCAGUAGCCCGCGUAAGACAAAAACCGAAAAACGACGACAAAAGGAUGGCGACUCACGGACACUAUAGGUUGUAUCCACAUCGUUCGUGGGACGUUGAUGUCAACAACGACGACGACGGCCACACUAGCCUUUUAGGAACUACUUCGGGAGUGUCCAACCCAACCGCCGCCGCAUCGUCGAACAAGUCGAACAAGUUGUUCAGUUUCUGGAGUGUUUUUCUCGUGUUGUUGAUAGCCGGCGUUCUGUUUUUAGUGGGGUUCUUCCUGGGAUAUUUCGUGAGGGAGAGUUUCGAGGAUCGAGAGAACAUCACCGCAGAGUACAGGCGUUACCAGUUCGAUGAAGCCAAACUGGAAGCUAUCCAUGAAAAUGUUAUGUACUUCAUAUCCAGAGAUCCUGACAGAAUUAAAACUUUUUCCAGGGAGUUUGGCACGGCCGACCCUCUCACUAACAGUGUUUUGGAGAAGAAACUGGAGCACACCGUCUAUCAACAGCUGGUCAACUACAACUUCGACAGCGUCGACAUAGAGGACUACAACGUUGUUGUCACCUACCCAGAUCCCAACCGCCCGAAUCGUCUGGAGGUGCUCGAUCAGUCCGGAUCCGUGCUGGCCAAUUUCACACUGAAGAACGCUGUUACAAGGGGACAUAAUCCUGUUAUCAAGACUGUAGGUGUGAAGAGCCAUUAUGCAAAGUAUCCCUAUGUGGCAUUCUCUAAAGCAGGAUCGGCAGAGGGUGGCUUGCUGUUUGGUCACUAUGGGCGACAGGCUGACCUGCUGGAACUGAAGCAUCAUGGGAUUGAUGUCACUGAUCAUCUGUUGUUGCUCCGACUGGGAGAGAUCUCCGUUGAUGAAAAGGUAUCCGUAGCAGAAAAAGCUGGAGCAGGUGGAGUGUUGUUGUAUUGGGAUCCAUCAGAAGGCAACACUGACGUUCCACACAACAGGUCUCACAUACCGUACGCUUCUGCCAGACCGGAGACCGGAAAUGAUCUGCACAACAUACCUGUACAGACUGUGUCGGCCAACAUGGCUGCCUGGCUGUUUGGACACAUGGGAGGGGAGUCGGCCCCACAACACUGGAUGGGUGGACUGAACGUCGUGUACAUGCUCGGACGUCCAAGUAACGAAACAAAAAAUUUCAAGCUGACAUCAUACAACAAAGAAGAGGAACAGUCAGUACGGAAUGUCAUUGGCAGUAUCCAUGGUUACCUGGAACCAGAUCGCUAUAUAUUGAUUGGAGCGCCGAGAUCUGGUUUCCCAGGCUCGUCUAACGAUGCGGUCCUGGCGACGUCGAUGUUGUUACAGCUAGCCCGCAGUCUGGAGUAUGUGUACAACCUGGAGAACUGGAAACCACGGCGGGGGAUCAAGCUCGUCUCCUGGGGGGGACAUGAGUUCUCACAGGCCGGGAAAACAGAGUAUAUCAAGGCAAAUUCUCACCUCCUUGACAGAAGAGCUAUUGCCUACUUUGACCUGAGCCAGAUGACCCUGGGUAAUCACUCGGUGAGAGCGGAGGCAUCCCCUGGGUUUUACACCAUGAUCAGACAGGCGGCGGCAAGAGUACCAGAUCCUACAAAGACUGAGUCGACAAUUGCUGAUGCGUGGCCUUCACCAGUGGACCUGAAGAAUAUUCAGAAUGGUGAUGCGCCAGUUUACACGUUUCAAAGACACACACAGAGCAAUCCCUUCCUGCAGCUUGUAGGAAUUCCAGAACUCCACGUGCAGUAUGUGGGAAAUCAUACACCUUCCGGUUCCAGCGUGACAAACAUGGCCACCCUGGAUGUACACCAUCACUUUAAAUACCACAUAGCCGUGACUAGAGUUAUCACUCUUGCUGCACUCCACCUGGUGGACGAUGCCGUUUUGCCGAUCUCUCUCAGAGACUACGCGGAAGACCUUCACCUGGUGAUGUGGCAAACAUCAGGCGAGCUGAAGCACUGCUCGACACAGAUGGAGGACUUAGAAUCAGAGGUGUCAGCUGCCGAAGAUUUGCUGAAGAUAGCCACUGCGUUUGACGAUUUCAUCAAAAUCUACGAAGAGAAUUCCGACAAGCUGGGAAUUCACUCAACAAACGAAGUCAAAAUGAUGUUUGAACGAAUCUUCAUCACUGCUUCACGUCAUAAAAGGCAUCACUUACUCUACCCUCAAGUGUUUGAUGGAAGAAUCACGACCUUGUCCGAGUUGUGUCACGUGGCGAGGUUUACCAAUGACUGGGUCGCCGUUCACAGUUAUAUCUCCGCUUUGAAGACCGCAUUACAAGAAGCAGCACGGUGCUUGAGAACUAAUGAAUGAACAAAGUCGACAAUUACAAUGAGUGUUUUAAAUUGUAAUAACCGUUCAUUGAUGAGAGCAGAGCAGCUUUCAGAGUUACAUUACUAGAUGCAUUGCAAUGAUUGAGAACCAACGAAUGAACAAAGUCGACAAUUACAAUAAGUGUUUUAAAUUGUAAUAAUCAUUCACUGAUAAGAGUAGGAGUUACAUUACUAGAUGCAAUGCAGUGAUUGAGAACUAACGAAUGAACAAAGUCGACAAUUAUGCGGAGUGUUGUAAAUUGUAAUAACUGUUCGUUGGUGAUACCAGUUUUCAGAAUUACAUUGCAAGAUGCAAUGCAAUGUUUGAGAACUAACGAAAAGUCGAGUGUUUUAAAUUGUAAUAAUCAUCUGUGGGUGAGACCAGUUUUGAGAGUUACAUUACAAGAUGCAGUGCAAUGUUUGAGAACUAACGAAAGAAGAACAUUUGGAGUUACGUUGAGUGAUAAAUUGUAAUAAUGUGUUGUUGCUGAGAGCAGUUUUGAGAGUUACAUUACAAGAUGCAAUGCAAUGUUUGAGAACUAACGAAUGAACAAAGUCGGGAAUUAUGCGGAGUGUUAAAUUGUAAUAAUCGUUCACUUAUGAGAGCAGUUUUCAGAGUUACAUUACAAGAUGUAAUGCAAUGAUUGAGAACUAACGAAAAGUCGAGAAUUACAGUGAGUGUUUUAAAUUGUAAUAAUCGUUCACUGAUGAGAGCAGUUUUCAGAAUUACAUUACAAGAUGCAAUGUAGUGAUUGAGAACUAACGGAUGAACAAAGUCGAGAAUUACAAUGAGUGUUUUAAAUUGUAAUAACUGUUCGUUGGUGAGAGCAGUUUUCAGAGUUACAUUACAAGAUGCAAUGCAGUGAUUGAGAACUAACGAAAAACAAAGUCGAGAAUUAUGCUGAGUGUUUUAAAUUGUAAUAAUCGUUCGUUGGUGAGAGCAGUGUUCAGAAUUACAUUACAAGAUGCAAUGCAAUGUUUGAGAACUAACGAAAAGUCGAGUGUUUUAAAUUGUAAUAAUCAUCUGUGGGUGAGACCAGUUUUGAGAGUUACAUUACAAGAUGCAGUGCAAUGUUUGAGAACUAACGAAAGAAGAACAUUUGGAGUUACGUUGAGUGAUAAACUGUAAUAAUGUGUUGUUGCUGAAAGCAGUUUUCAGAAUUUCAUUACAAGAUGCAAUGCAGUGUUUGAGAACUAAUGAAUGAACAAAGUCAUGAAUUAUUUUGAGUGUUAAAUUGUAGUAAUUUGUCGCUGAUGAUAGCAGUUUCAGAAUCACAUUACAAGAUGCAAUGCAGUGAUUGAGAACUAACGAAUGAACAAAGUCAUGCAUUACAAGAUACAAUGUUAUGUUAGAACUAAUGAAGGAAAACACGUGGAGAUAUGUUGAGUGAUAAAUUGUAAUAAUUUGUCGAUGGUGAUGGAUUACAUUGCAAGAAGCAAUUCAGUGUUUGAAAACAAAUGAAUGAACAACAUAUGGAUUAUGUUGAGGGAUAAAUUGUAAUAACCAAUCAUUUAACUUGGCGAUACCAGUUUUCAGAACUAUAUUACAAGAUGCAGUGCAAUGUUUGAGAACUAAUGAUUGAACAACAUCUGGUUAUGUUGAGUGUGGAGUGGAGCGGAUAAGUUUUAAUGUGCAUAUGUAUGUGCCACUAGAGCUUCACACAUGCUUGUCAUGGGCUUAAUCUCUCUUAUGUUGAGUGACAAAUUGUAAUAACUGUUCGCUGGUGAUAGCAGUUUGUUUCUGAGAAUUGCAUUACAUGGUGCAAUGUGAUGUUUGAGAAUGAAACAACUCUGAAGUUACGUUGAGUGGUAAAAUGCAAUAACCGGUGACUAGUGAGAGGAAUAUUGACGUCUGUCUUACAGUUAGCACUGUGGUGUGUGAGAACUAAAAUAAGUUACACUGAAUAAUAAUUAUAUAUAAUCAGUGAUUGACAUUUUAGUAUUGUGGUGCUUCAGAGCCAGUGAAUUAAAAAAAAAAUAUCAGAAUUAUAUAUCUGCAUUGCUAUCACCAAUCACUGAUUAUCAGGAUUUACUGUUCAACAUACAUAUACAUUAUAUAUAAUGUGUAUGUUGAACAGUAAAUGCUGAUAAUCAGUGAUUCGUGUUAACAAUGCAUUGCUAACUAGAAUCCAAAUUAUAGUGAUUAGAUGCAAGAAUUCCGGCUUUUAGUGCCAGUUACAGACUGUUCUGGCUUUUAGUGCCAACUGAAAACUGUUCAAAUUCUAACUUGAGUACCAGGCAAAAACUGUUCCAUUUCCAGCCUUUAUUGCCAGCUGAAAACUGUUCCAAUUCCAGCCUUUAUUGCCAGCUGAAAACUGUUUGAAUUCCAGCUUUUAGUGCCAGCUGAAAACUGUUUGAAUUCCAGCUUUUAGUGCCAGCUGAAAACUGUUUGAAUUCCAGCUUUUAGUGCCAGGCAAAAACUGUUUGAAUUCCAGCUUUUAGUGCCAGGCAAAAACUGUUUGAAUUCCAGCUUUUAGUGCCAGGCAAAAACUGUUCAAAUUCUGGCCUUUAUUGCCAGCUAAAAACUGUUUGAAUUCCGGCUGUAAGCACCAGAUGAAAACUGUUUGAAUUCCAGCUUUUAGUACCAGCUGAAGAUUGUUUGAAUUCCGGUUUUUAGUACAAGUCAAAAAAUUGUUCCUAUGCUUUGUCCUUAACGAAAAGCUUACAAUACAUCCUUAAUGUUCAAAUAUCCCUGAGAGUUUUAUAGAUUUUUGGAGUGUGUGGAGCUGUAAAUUGUACAAAAGAAAAGACAUGUUUUACUUAACGACACACUCAACACAUUUUAUUUACAGUUAUAUGGCAUCAGACAUAUGGUUAAGGACCACACAGAUAUUGUGAGAGGAAACCCGCUGUCGACACUUCAUGGGCUACU
Gigantopelta aegis is the source of this 5200-nucleotide messenger RNA. RefSeq names its product glutamate carboxypeptidase 2-like. Gene Ontology annotation, molecular function: carboxypeptidase activity. Bases 89 to 2329 code for a protein of 746 amino acids. The record is from RefSeq and is a predicted model, not a curated record. Lineage: Eukaryota; Metazoa; Mollusca; Gastropoda; Neomphalida; Peltospiridae. The transcript is spliced from 12 exons.